Messenger RNA from Ruditapes philippinarum (Manila clam), 2046 nucleotides. RefSeq lists its product as uncharacterized. Gene Ontology annotation, cellular component: cytosol. The transcript has 2 exons. Gene Ontology annotation, biological process: neurogenesis. The record is from RefSeq and is a predicted model, not a curated record. The coding region runs from base 544 to 1578 and encodes 344 amino acids. Lineage: Eukaryota; Metazoa; Mollusca; Bivalvia; Venerida; Veneridae.
GGUAAGGUAAAUCUUUUUCAUGACACAAAUUUACCACGACGUUUCAUAUUUAAAUAAAUGACGACUUUAAAACUGUAAUAUUCUAGUCCGAAGUUUCAUCCUAAUAUCAUGUAAUCAUUAUGUUUUAUUUAUUGUUCCUUUUCUUCAUCAUGAUUAAUGUCUGCGUACUUGAAUUCAUUCUUAUGGAAUAAAAAGAUAUCCAGGAACGAAAUGGAAAAUUCCAAAGAACAACCGCAAAUUCAGAACGCUAACUGGCGACAAAGAAAGGCUGUAGGGGCGUGUAUGGGGGAAAUGUUUGAUAGAGGUCUUUGGACAGAUGUUGAGUUUCAGUGUAAAGAUCAUGAUGCAGAAGGAAUCAUAAAAGCGCAUAAAAUAGUCCUAGCGGCAAGAAGCCCAGUUUUUGAGGCGAUGUUCUUCGGUCCAUGUGCUGAUGGAAAGAGGGUUGUGGAAGUGAAAAAUAUCGAAUCAGAUAUAUUUCAAGCAUUACUGUGAUAUAUCUACAGCGAUACUGUCAACCUUACAGCGGAAAUAGUGUUCUCACUCAUGAAAACUGCUCAUUACUAUCAGGUCUCAUGCUUGGUUGAAUACUGUGCCGAUUUUCUUUGCACAAUAUUAUCACCGACCAAUGCUUGUGGUAUUCUAACACAUGCACUUCUAUAUGAACUCGCAAGCCUUAGAGAUAUCUGCUGUUCCUUUAUUGAUAAUAAUGUAGAGGUUCUAAAGUCAGAUGGCUUCUUAGAUUUAUCAGAAGCAGGACUUUUGUAUAUUUUAAAAGGUGACACAUUAAACACCAAAGAAGAAAACAUCAUAGAAGCGGCGGAAAAAUGGUCAAUGAAAAAACUUGAUGAAAGAGGUAUUGAGCAAAACGGUACAAACGCUCGUAAGAUUAUGGGUCAAGCGUUCUUUCAGUUAAGAAUUCCAACUCUUACAAAUAAAUCAUUAGUUGAGUCAAUAAGCAGAAAAGGAUAUUUGUCUGUAGAGGAAUAUUCUGAUAUCGCCGCUUUCAUAAACAAAGUUGACGGUAUCAGGGUUGCAUCGAACUCGUGCAUUAAACGAGUGCAAGAUAGUGAAUCCGUAACAGUGCAAUCCGAAUAUGGUACCGAAGAAAGAUAUAAAGAUAUGUCCACAUCGUUUAAAAUAUAUUUGAAAAAAGAUGUUGUACUUAGAAGUAUCGUAUUUAACACAAUGAAGCCGUAUCUUACAGAGUGGCAGACUCUAUACACAGAACCUGAUGUAACAGAGAAGGUUUCUGUUCCCGGUCCCGAAUAUACUAUUGCCUGCCAUAAAUAUGAAGACAAAAUAUUGAAGAUAAGUAAGGUAAUAAAACCAUCACCAUUCACACGAAAAGCUGUUCAUGCAAACUACGACUUUUCAGAUACACCAUAUCGUGUCAGUGUUUUGAAGAUGAAACCAUACAAAAAAAAUAUUCUUCCGGAAAACAUGAACUUGACAUUGUGUGGGAGUGUAGAAAUUAAAGCUUUAGAGCUAAAGAAAGAAUUUGAAAUGCAGCAGCAAAUGCAAUAUCAAAACAACAAGGUUGAUUUAAAUCCACCAUUGAUACUAAAAAAAAAAAAAUAAAUCUCCUCAUCUUGUUGAAUUGAGAUUAAGAUAUAGAAGCACAGACGAUAUACAAAUACAAACGCUAAAUUGUAGCAAAAACUUGACAUGUACCAACGAAGAUGGAACUAUAACAAUAAAAAGUGUCGGGGAGAGUCGAUUGAUUGGAAUAUCACGGCUCAAUUUUCAGAACUUGUCAAAUAGGGAGACCACAUUCGAUUCUCAACCUAUGCGAGUUGAUACAGAAUAAUUCCAUCAAAUAAUUUGUUGUUGUCAAUGACAUUGAUGAAUAUAUUUUAAUAGUUUAAUGUUAUGCUGCAUAUUUUUAUUUCGGUAAGAACUCUGUACACUAAAUUAAUUCAUUCAUGAUGUUCGGGUUUGAUGUGACAAGAAAAUAUAUGUAUAUAAAUACAUUUUUAUUCUGCUACUGUCUAAAUUAGUCCAAGAAAUUUGUGAAAAAAUUGUGCACCUUCUGUGAAAAGCAUGAAA